Molecule: messenger RNA, 1167 nt
Organism: Moesziomyces antarcticus
Lineage: Eukaryota; Fungi; Basidiomycota; Ustilaginomycetes; Ustilaginales; Ustilaginaceae
Product: 5-methyltetrahydropteroyltriglutamate--homocysteine methyltransferase
Exons: 1
Coding region: 1-1167 (388 amino acids)
Molecular function (GO): 5-methyltetrahydropteroyltriglutamate-homocysteine S-methyltransferase activity; zinc ion binding
Source: RefSeq, a predicted model, not a curated record
AUGUCGCUCCCUACCGGUACCCCUCCCACGAUGCUGUCCGUGAAUCCGCCGUUUCGCCACGCGCACGUGGGCUCGUUCCUUCGUCCCGCGUCGAUCCACACCGCGCGCUCCUCGUUUGCCGCCGGCUCGAUUAGCGCCGCCGAGCUGCGGACCAUCGAAGACCGGGAGAUCGCGUCGCACGUGCACGAGCUGCUCGAAAACGGCGUGCAGGAGAUCACCGACGGCGAGUUUCGUCGCGAGUACUUCCACCUCGACUUUCUGAAGCACAUCGAGGGGAUUACGAUCAGCAAGAACACGCUGGAGCAGAAGGAGGGUAGGGUGCCCCCGACGCUGAGUGUGACGGGGAAGCUGAGGCAUACGCACGAUAUCGAGGUGGACAACUUCAAGUUCCUCCAAAGCCUCGUCCCCGCGUCCGAGGUCAAGAGGAUCAAGAUCACCAUCCCCAGCCCGACCAUGUGCCACUUCCGAGGCGGACGAGCUGCGAUUAGUUCGGAGGCGUACCCUGAUUUGGAGGAGUUCUUUAGCGACCUUGCGGCAGUGUACAGGACCGAAAUCGCCGCACUCUACGCCGCGGGUUGUCGAUACAUCCAGCUGGAUGAUACGAAUCUGGCGUAUCUUACCGAUGAGACGAUGCGAAGUCAGGCGGUAUCUCGAGGCGAAGACCUGGACAAGCUCCCCCUGGAUUAUGCGAGACUGAUCAAUGCGAGUCUGGCAGAGAAGAAGGGCGACAUGGUGGCGGCAAUCCAUCUGUGCAAGGGCAACUUCCGAUCGCAGUUCUUCGCCCAGGGCAGCGAAGAUGGAUACAACCCCAUCGCCAAGGUCCUCUUCCAACAGCUCAACGUCAACGCAUUCUUCCUCGAGUGGGAAGACUCUCGUUCCGGCAAGGACUUUUCUGCGCUUCAACACCUUCCUCCUAACAAGGUGGUGGUGCUCGGACUGGUCUCGUCGAAACACGCAAAGAUGGAGAGCAAGGAGGAGCUGGUCAAGAAGAUCCACGAUGCUGCAGCCGAGAUCAAGCGCGAUGGUGCACUGGCGCAGUUGGCGAUCAGUCCACAGUGCGGAUUCAGCUCCACGGUCCAUGGAAACGAGAUCACCAAACAGACCCAGUUCGAUAAGUUGAAGCUCUGCAGGGAGGUCGCACAGCUCGUCUGGAAGGAUACCGUCUAA